AUGCAUUACCUGGUGUUUUUCAUUACUUUGUCUCAAGUUUUCCAAUGGGUCACUUUCGGUUUGGCAUUGCCAUUGAAUUCUUCUUUUGCGUCUCCAGUAAAUGAUAUUACCAUUGUCUCCAAUAUGACAGUGGUCGAUGACAUUUUGUAUGCUCAAUUACAUAGGAAAAUACUAAGAGUCGACCUAUCACCUAAUUUAACUCAGACUCAAAAAGAAAUGUUAAAGACUCUUCUCUCUAUCACAGGUGGUCAUAAUUUCCUUAAAGGAGAUACCAUGACAGAAGUGGUUGCAAAAAUUAUUAACGAAGCUGAAAAGAAUGUUGUAAGAGCCAGUCGUAAAUUUUCAGAAGGCUGGAAUCUUCCUAUGGGUGCUCUUACCUUAUUGGCCAACUCUACGGAAUUAAUGAAUGAAGUAAUCAAGGUACAAAGAGCAUUCACAUAUUCUCCAAAACUCCGUAAGGAUGGUUUCAAGAAUUUUUUAAAACAUAAAUUAUUGUUUGGACCAAUAUUGAAAAGGGUCCAUGAUGACGUAAUGACAAACCUUAAAUACAACAGAUGGAAAUUGUUUUACGCUAGAAAAGAAUAUGGGAUAUUUAGAAGUGAGACAAGGGUUUUUAAGAAAACAUUUCGCGGCUUAAUUUGGAUUGAAUCUAUUUUCCAGGAACUUUCACCAUUGGUAGAUAAGUUGGUUGAAAAAGGUAUUAUCCCAGAGCUCACAGAGUUGAAUCAAAAGGACUACGAUAGGCUUUCUCUUUUAGGUAGAAUGCCUACUGAAGAAGAAAAAGAAAUAUUAGCAGAGAGUCUAGGAAAUAUUGUAGGGCAAUCAGAGGUAGAGGGUAAAAUCCAUGCAAGUGCAGAUGAAAGAGAAGUCUUUUUCUGGAUUCUGUAUGGUAUAACUAUUGCAUGGACUUUCUUUUGGUUUUCCCUUAAGUGUGCUUCACUACAAGGUUGCGUAACAGUUGUAGUGUUCUUAACUGUUUUCCAUUUUCUGGUUCUUCUUAUUGUCACUGAUACUGCUGCUACAACUUUAGCCGCUUUCGAGGAGGCCGGUGUUUUAUAUUGA
Molecule: messenger RNA, 1062 nt
Organism: Naumovozyma dairenensis CBS 421
Lineage: Eukaryota; Fungi; Ascomycota; Saccharomycetes; Saccharomycetales; Saccharomycetaceae
Exons: 1
Coding region: 1-1062 (353 amino acids)
Source: RefSeq, a predicted model, not a curated record